Messenger RNA from Corythoichthys intestinalis (scribbled pipefish), 1372 nucleotides. It is a transcript of the gene tyw5, whose product is annotated as tRNA-yW synthesizing protein 5. The record is from RefSeq and is a predicted model, not a curated record. Bases 94 to 1077 code for a protein of 327 amino acids. Gene Ontology annotation, molecular function: tRNA binding; 2-oxoglutarate-dependent dioxygenase activity. Gene Ontology annotation, biological process: wybutosine biosynthetic process. The transcript is spliced from 8 exons. Lineage: Eukaryota; Metazoa; Chordata; Actinopteri; Syngnathiformes; Syngnathidae.
GGAAAUUUUUGUUUGUGACACAAAAACAGAACAGCCUUGCACUGACUUGUGCAAGUGUGUUUUUGCUACAAUUUUGUGACAAUUUGUGUUCAUAUGGCGACUCAGAAGAAAAUAGCAGUUCCGGUAUUUACAGAGGUCGACCGGGAUGUUUUUCUACAAAAGAUUUAUCCACAGCGUAAACCAGCCGUGCUGAGAGGCGUGUGUCUAGGUCCCUGUUUGGAGAAGUGGACCGUGGAGUAUCUUGCCCAGAAAGGAGGCGACAAGGAAGUGAAGAUCCAUGUUUCUAGAGUGCCUCAGAUGAACUUCCUUAACAGAAACUUUGUGUACAGGACUCUUCCUUUCGAUGAGUUCGUGAGGAGGACAUCAGAGGAGAAACAUGCAGACUUCUUCUUGUGCGAGGAUGAGAGCUAUUACCUUCGGUCCCUGGGAGAAGAUGUCCGAAAGUGUUUUUUCCCUCAGGAUCCCGCCGACUUGCGCAAACAGUUUCCCGAGCUAGCCGACGACUUCCACAUCCCCGACUUCUUCGAGCCAAGUAACUUCUUUUCCAGCGUGUUCCGCAUCAGUUCCCGCCAUCUGCAGCUGUGGACGCACUACGACGUGAUGGAUAACCUUCUGGCUCAGGUGACGGGGAGGAAGAGAGUGGUUCUCUUCAGCCCCCAGGAUGCAUUGCACCUCUACAUGACAGGUGACAAAUCAGAAGUCUUAGAAAUUGACUCGCCGGACGUGAACUUGUAUCCCGAGUUUGUGAAGGCCACGAGAUAUGAAUGCGUGCUGGAGCCUGGAGAUCUGCUCUUUAUUCCUGCCAUGUGGUUCCACAACACCCUGGCGCUCCAAUUCGGCGUGGGCGUCAACAUAUUCUGGCGCGAGUUACCCGCCGACAGCUACGACAAAAAGGACCCUUACGGCAACAAAGACCCAGUAGCCGCCGGCCGAGCCCUUCAAGCUCUAGAGAGAGCGUUGCAUUGUCUGGACGAACUGCCGCCCCAGUACCGAGACUUUUACGGACGCCGCAUGAUUCAGAGAAUCCGCGAACGGACAUUCUGCAACCGUACAAGUCCAACGGCGGCUUUGGAGUGAUUUUCCCUUGAUAAAGUUGGAUUGAAACACUGGCAGAACUUAAAGCUGUGAGGAAAAAUGUUUGGACUUUGUUACCCAUAUGCUGGGGAUACUUGUAUUGGUUUGGGGCUUAUUUGGUUCCCUCAUAGGUGUUCACCAAAGUACACCACCUUGUAGUUUUUUUGUUUGUUUCUUCUUUUUUUUUUUUACAUUUGUUGAUUUUGUGUCAUCUAAACAAGUAAAACUGGACCUGCAAGUUACCCAAAGCUCCCAGCAAUCAAAAGUAAACUGAAAGUAUUUUAUAUCUGAAUCUGAU